AUACAAUCAUAAUCUUCAUAACCCAAUCUUCUUCUCUCAACUCUAUUUCCAUCUCAUCCUUCGACUCUUUGCCCAGCAUGUCUGUCCCUGCCUUCUCUGACAUUUCCAAGUCCGCCAACGACUUGUUGAACAAGGACUUCUACCACCUGUCCGCCGGUACCAUUGAGGUCAAGAGCAACACCCCCAACAAUGUUGCUUUCAAGGUGACCGGAAAGAGCAGCCACGAGAAGGCCACCAGUGGAGCUUUGGAGGGAAAAUACUCAGACAAGUCGCUCGGCCUCACCCUCACCCAGACAUGGAACACUGCCAACGCUCUGGAGUCCAAGGUUGAGCUCGCCGACAGCAUCGCCAAGGGCCUCAAGGCUGAGGGUGUCUUCAGCUUCCUGCCCCAGAGCCAGGCUCGCGGCGCCAAGCUCAACCUGCACUUCAAGCAGAACAUCUUCCACGGCCGUGCCUUCUUCGACCUCCUCAAGGGCCCCGUCGCCAACGUUGACGCCGUCGUUGGACACGAGGGUUUCCUCGCCGGUGCCUCUGCCGGUUUUGACGCCCAGAAGGGUGCCCUCACUGGCUACAGCGCCGCCCUCGGCUACGCUGGUCUCGGCUACAGCACCUCCAUCACUGCCACCGACAACCUGAGCACCUUCGCUGCCUCUUACUACCACAAGGUCAACGGCCAGGUUGAGGCUGGUGCCAAGGCUACCUGGAACUCCAAGACCGGCAACACUGUCGGCCUCGAGGUCGCCAGCAAGUACCGCCUUGACCCCGUCUCUUUCGCCAAGGCCAAGAUCAACGACCGUGGUGUCGCUGCCGUUGCCUACAACGUCCUCCUCCGCCCCGGUGUCACCCUGGGCCUUGGUGGUUCUUUCGAUACCCAGAAGCUCGACCAGGCCACCCACAAGGUCGGUGUCAGCUUCACCUUCGAGGGUUAAGCAAAUGGUUUGUGCAAGGAGUUUUCAGAGAGGGUUCUCUUGAUGUCGAGGAAGCUGGACAGGUACCUGGACACAUUAUACCCCUUUCCUCGCAUGUGUACUACAAACACCUCAAGAUAGAUCUGCAUUCUAGCGAAUUUCCUCUUGAAUGUAGAAUAGAUUAUUUGGGAAGCGC
Truncatella angustata is the source of this 1104-nucleotide messenger RNA. Its product is annotated as outer mitochondrial membrane protein porin. Gene Ontology annotation, molecular function: voltage-gated monoatomic anion channel activity. The coding region runs from base 78 to 929 and encodes 283 amino acids. The transcript has 5 exons. Gene Ontology annotation, biological process: monoatomic anion transmembrane transport. Lineage: Eukaryota; Fungi; Ascomycota; Sordariomycetes; Amphisphaeriales; Sporocadaceae. The record is from RefSeq and is a predicted model, not a curated record. Gene Ontology annotation, cellular component: mitochondrial outer membrane.